CCGAGUUUACAGCUGCUGAUUGUAUCACUGAUGAUGACCAUGAUGAUGAAGAAGAACACUGCUGCUUCAUCACAGAACUUUUGUUUCAACUCGACGGUGUUGAGGACACAGACAAAGUGCCACUCCUGCAGCAUCAGCCUGUUGAUGAUGUGUCCGUCCGGCUAUAAAAGGAGUCCUACAAGCACUGUGGUUGGCUGCAGGUACAACAUCAAGACGGUCAGCCUGAACCUGUCCAUCAGUGGCUGCUCCUUCGAGUGCUACAGAGAGGUGGAGAUGAAGAGCUGUUGUCCUGGUUACUGGGGUCCAGACUGUGUCGAUUGUCCAGAUCAGGCCGGCAGACCCUGCAGUGGUAGAGGAACCUGCUGGGACGGGAUGGGAGGGAACGGUACCUGCACCUGCCAGACGGGUUUCGCUGGAACUGCCUGUGAGGACUGUGCGCCUGGUCGUUAUGGACCCACCUGCAGCUCAGAGUGUUCCUGCAUCCACGGUCUCUGUGAUUCUGGUCUAAAAGGCGAUGGUCUAUGCACUUGCUUCUCUGGAUACACAGGUCCCAAUUGUGACCGAGAGUUACCUGAGUGUGCUGCGCUCACCUGUCAGCAGAACUCACGCUGCAUGGAAGAAGCUCUGACAGGAAAGCUGGUGUGUCAGUGUCUGCCUGGAUAUGAGAAGUCCGGAUCCCAGUGUAUCUCCAAAAACCCUUGUGUCCAGCCGGUCUGUCAUGUCCAUGCUUCCUGUGUCCACACCGGUCCAAACCAGCACCUGUGUGCCUGCCAUGAGGGCUACAGCGGUGACGGACGAGUCUGUAUGGCAAUAGAUCCAUGUCAGAUGAACCAAGGAGGCUGCUCCCCCAAGUCAACCCGCUGCAUCUACAAUGGGCCAGGAAAGUCUCACUGUGAGUGUCUUCCUGGGUACGAGAGCCUGUUGGACGGCAGCUGCAGUCUGAGGGACGUCUGCAGACCAGAAUCCUGCCACAUGAAUGCCAACUGCUCCACCACAGAACCGGGCCGAGUCGAGUGCACCUGUUUUCAGGGUUACGUGGGUAACGGGAAGGUGUGUUAUGGGAACAUCAUGCAACGGCUGGACGAGCUGAACACAGAACCUGGAGGACAGUGGAGGGGCCAGCUGGGAAUUGCCAUCUCUCUGUUCAAUCAUGUUCGAUGGCAUCUGACCAACCUGGGUCCUUUCACCGUUUUCAUCCCCAUCAAUAAAGGCUUCCGGGGAUUCUCGCUAAGCACUCUGUCAGCAGACAUGUCCAAAGCCAGGUACCUGUGUAAGACGCACCUGGUUGCCGGGGUGAUGCCGUUUGACACUCUGAAGAAAAUUGAUGUUUUCUACACUAUGACGGGAAAAUCAGCAGAGACUGACACAUCGUUCUCUCAAACCAAAAUCCGUAUCCAUGGCAGCAGGAAGAAAGGCACCGUAAUCCAGUCUGACCUGAUGGCGUCCAACGGGAUGAUCCACAUCAUCAAUAAGCUGAUGGACAGUACCUCGGCCACCGUGGACAGCAACAAAGAUGAGAACCUGAUGCGCAUCAUCUCUGAUUACGGCAAAUUCCAGACCUUCAAAUCCUUAAUGGAGGAAGCCAAGCUGGUGUCCCUCAUGGAUGCUCCAGGGCUGAUCACUGUCUUCGCUCCCACUGCUGCAGCUUUCGAUGCGAUGACGGAGGGACACCUGCAGCACCUUAGAAGUCCAGAUGGUCACAAUAAGCUGGUGGAGUUCCUGAGGAACCACAUAGUCCAGGAGACCGCACUGGAAGUCUUUAACUUGGUGUCCAGCCCCACGAUUGUAACAAAGGCCAAUCAGGCUCUGACCAUCAACGUGACAGAAAAUGGUCAGAUCCUGGUAAACGGUGCAGCUGUGUUGGAGGCGGCCGUGGAGGCUAAAAAUGGACGUCUCUAUGUGAUGGAUGGAGUUCUGACUCCGCCCUCCAUCUUACCUGUCCUGCCCAACAGAUGUAACAUCACGAAGACUGAAAUCAUGAACAAGGCGGUGUGUAUGAACUGUUCGGCGACCUCUCGGUACCGCUGUCCAUCAGGAGUUAACACGGGACUCUCCACCCCUGGAUGCAUCCUCCCUCUGCUCAUCGGCUCUCCACCCAUCAUGUUACCACAGACAGGCUGCUUCCCCCUCUGCAACACCACUGUAACGACUGUGGCGUGCUGUAAAGGCUUCUAUGGUCCAGACUGCACACCUUGUCCAGGUGGAUUCCAGACUCCCUGCACCGGACAUGGCCAGUGUAUGGAUGGUGAUGGAGGAAACGGGUCAUGUAUCUGUGAAGAGAACUUCAGGGGAUCUCGUUGUCAGUACUGCUCGUCCUCCACCAAUUACGGACCCAACUGUGACAGAACCUGUCCCUGUAUACAUGGCCAGUGUGACAACCGUCCGGACUCGGACGGCCGGUGUAAAGUGGACUCGUGCGUUCGGGGUUACACGGGUCUGUUCUGUGAGCGACGUACAUCGGCGUGUGGUGGUCAGGUCCAAUUCUGUCAUGCUCACGCUGACUGUGACUUCAGCCAAGGAGCGCCCAGGUGUGUUUGUCAGCCUGGUUUUCAAGGUGAUGGGAUAACCUGUGUGGAGUCGGACCCAUGCGCUCCACCUCUCAGAGGUGGCUGCAGCGUGAACGCGAAAUGCAUAAAGAAGGGCCCAGGAACGCACAUUUGCCAGUGUUUGACAGGAUGGACAGAGGAUGGAGAAGAGUGCCAACCAAUCAACAACUGCCUUGGUCCUGACAAAGGAGGCUGCCACCCCAAUGCCACCUGCAUCUAUGUUGGACCCGGACAGAGUGACUGCACAUGUAAAGCCGGCUACAAAGGAGAUGGGCAAAUCUGUGAGGCUGUGAAUCAGUGUGUGACUGAAAAUGGAAGCUGUCACUACCUGGCUACCUGCCGCCUGAUAUCCUAUCAGUGGAAGUGUGUCUGUGAUGACGGAUAUGUUGGAAAUGGACACCUGUGUUUUGGCACAGUUGAACAGGAGCUGAUGAUUCUGCCCAGCGCCACAGACUUCUUCACCUGGACCACCGACUCUGGUCUGUUUCCAUCUCUGCCAGAUCAGAACAUCACCUUCAUGGUUCCAACAUCUGCUGCUGUGGGUAAAAUGUCCUCCGAGGACAAAAACUUCUGGACCACAACGGGGAACCUGCCGAGUCUGAUCAGGAAUCACAUGAUUUCUGGGAACUUUCCACUGUCCAAGCUGAAAGACAUGUCCUCUGUGACGUCCCUACUGUCUACUGUGCUUCCUGUUUCUACCACCAGUGAGGUCACGUCUGUGGGCAGAGCCACCAUCAUUACCUCUAACAUCGCUGCCACCAAUGGGCUGAUCCACCUCAUCGAUCAGGUUUUGAUUCCUGACAGGAAGCUGAGUGAAGGUCUGCUGGCGACACUAGCACUAAGGCCUGAGUUCUCGCUCUUCAGAUCGUACCUCAUCGAAUACAACCUGACAAAUGAGAUUGAGCAAGCCGAAGAGUUCACUGUCUUUGCUCCGACAGACGCCGCCAUCACCAAGUAUCUCCACGAUAUGGCCGCCACAGCCUUGGAUGUGAACACGACUCGUUACCACGUGGUGGCGUCAGAGUGCCUGCUGAAGACCGACCUUCAGUCUGGAGGAUACAAACAGACGCUCCUGGGAUCCUCCUUUGAGCUUGCCGUCUUCCCCCGAGAUGGAAAGCUGUUUGUGAACGACGCUCAGAUCAACUCCUCCAGCAUCCUGAGCAGUAAGGGAGUGGUUCACGGUUUGUCAGCCGUCCUGCGCAUCAACAGAAACCGCUGCAACAAAGUCUGGUACCAGAGUGUCUUGGGAGAGUGUGUCGACUGCUUGUUCCAGAAGAAAAACAUGUGCUACACCGGUACCACCCCUUAUCAACCUCUCAGGUCCAGGAGUUGCAUCUUGUCCCGGCAGUUCGAAGGACAGGUCCUGGUGAGCAUCGGCUGCAGAGCCAUGUGCCUGCGGAGGAUCAUCGAGCCGAGGUGCUGCGAUGGCUUCUUCGGGGAGCACUGCAACCCAUGUCCUGGUCCAAAAGGGCAGCCCUGCUUCGGUCAUGGAGCGUGCUCGGACGGCGUCAACGGAUCGGGAGUCUGUCUAUGUAACCAAGGCUUCAAUGGGACGGCGUGCGAAACCUGCCAGAGAGGCAAAUAUGGCAUCCACUGUGACCAAGAUUGUGUCUGCAGGAACGGGCUCUGCAGUGAAGGCCUGAACGGAGACGGUACCUGCGAGUGUGACGUUGGCUGGAGAGGCAUCCACUGUGACGAAGAGAUCCAGUCCACAGCAGGUGAACUCUGUGGAUCCAUGAAAUGUCACAGCAGUGCAAACUGUAUGAUCCAAACAUCCGGCCCCCAGUGCCUCUGCGCUGCAGGUUUCCAAGGAAACGGGACCUUUUGUAAAGCUGUGGACCCAUGUCUGGUGGAUAAUGGUGGCUGCAGCCUGUAUGCGGUCUGUAAAAGAACCCGACCAGGUCGCAGGGACUGUGUGUGUAUCAGCGGCUUUACCGGCGACGGAUUGGUGUGUGUUGAGAUAAAUCCAUGCUUGGAGGGAAACGGAGGUUGCCAUGCCAACGCAGACUGUAUUCAUGUGGGACCAAACAAAACGUCCUGCAUCUGCAGUGCAGGUUACUACAAAGACGGACAGAACUGCAACAUGGUGGACUUGUGUAAGAAGAAAAACGGUGGCUGUCACAGGUUUGCUGUCUGCAACAUGACGGGUCCUGGCACUCGAUCCUGUAAGUGUCUGGGGAGCUACGUCGGGGAUGGUAUAAAGUGUAAAGGCACCGUGGAAAAGGAGAUCAAGGCAAGGGGCUUGAAGAACUUUUACUUUGAUAUGGUGACGAUGGAGGUUUCCCUGAAUGGUCGGGGCCCGUUCACUGUCUUCGUUCCGGAGCUUCAGAUCUACAGAUCCAAAUCCUUAUCCAUGCGGGAAUGGCUGCCGAGGCACAAAGAAACCUACGCCAACGUCCUACGCAGCCACAUAGUCAUGUGUCACACGCUGCUACCCGCCAACCUGAGGCGACCUCAAAACCUGACGUCACUGUCUGGACUCAUCCUGACCACCAGCUCCAAACAGGAGAAUAUCUUCAUUAACCAGGCAAAUGUGACGGACAGUGACGACGUCAGCGUUAACGGGAUCAUCCACGAGAUCGACAGGAUUCUGUUUCCUCUGGACAUCAACAAGGACAAUAUCAUGUUUGUUCCUGACCCAAAGACACUGAACCUGACAGAUGUUGCAGAGGAACAUGGUUAUAAAACCUUCUACAAACUGCUGGAGGACACAGGUGUGUUGGACCUGGUGAAGGAUGACAUGUACCACCCAGUGACCAUCUUCCUGCCCUCAGAUGGCGCCAUGGCGUACCUACCUCAGGAACAGAAGGAUUUCUUGUUCCACCAACACAACCGACCACAGCUGCUGGAGUACCUGAAGUACCACAUUCUGCAUGGCAAGAAGGUUUAUGCUGAAGAACUGGUCUAUCUGGACUCACCUCGGACUCUGCAGGGUUCACCACUCUCUUUCUCCUGCGGCGGGUCGGAAGAAAUCGGAGAACUCUUCAUCAAUGAGGGACAAUGUAGGAUCAUUCAGAGACAUCUGGUCUUUGGAGCCGGGAUAGCCUACGGGAUCGACUGCCUUCUGACUCCGCCCAGUCUCGGAGGACGCUGUGAUGAGGAGUCGACUUUUGACAUCCUGAUGAGCUGCAGCCCGUGCACAUUGUCUGGAACUCGCUGUCCCAACGGAUUCAAACAGAAGGAGGUUCAGAAGUGUGACCUUCCCACCAUGCACGUCAGUAAAAACACCGGCUGUCGGCUUGUCUGCAGCUACAACUUCUGGAAGUCAAAGUGUUGUCGCGGUUUCUACGGACUUCACUGUCUGGCUUGUCCAGGUGGAGCCCAUGCUCCCUGCGGGAAUCGCGGUAUUUGUGAUGAUGGUCACCUUGGUAACGGUACCUGCACCUGUGAUGUGGGUUUCGGAGGUACAGCCUGUGAGCUGUGCAACGCCGGGUUCUUUGGACCUACCUGUAAAGCCUGUAACUGCUCUGAGAACGGGUCAUGUGAUGAUGGGCGCAAAGGAACCGGCCAGUGCUUCUGUGAGGACGGUUGGACUGGAGACCUAUGUGAUGUCCAGCAGACUGAGGUGUUCCAGUGUUUACCGCCCUGUUCUCCCAAAGCCAUCUGUAAGGAAAACAACACCUGUGUAUGUCGGCCAUUUUAUGUAGGCGACGGAUACACCUGUACAGUGGUGGAUGUCUGCAGUGUCUGGAAUGGCGGCUGUGCUAAAGAUGCCAAAUGCUCCCAGGAAGGAGAAAAGGUAAGCUGCACCUGUCCGAAGGAUUAUUCUGGAGAUGGUUUCACCUGCCUGCCCAUCGACCCCUGCGUCUCUGGGGACAACGGUGGCUGCCACGAGCACGCCACCUGCUCCAUGACGGCUCCGGGGAAGAAGAAGUGCACUUGCAAGGAUAACUACUUGGGGGACGGACUGUCCUGUGAGGUCAUGCAGCGGCCAAUCAGCCGCUGCCUCCAGGACAAUGGGCAGUGUCAUCCAGAUGCCAAAUGUACCGACCUCCACUUUGAAGAUGCUACGUUGGGAGUUUUCCACUAUCGCUCAAAGCAAGGUCAAUACAAGCUGACCUAUGAUGCAGCUCAGCAGGCCUGCAUGGCACAGGGAGGUCGCCUGGCUACGUAUAUUCAGCUGUCCUACGCUCAGCAGGGUGGGAUGAACAUAUGUGCUGCCGGCUGGCUGGACCAGGCCCAGGUCGCAUACCCCACCACCUACUCCAACCCCAACUGUGGUUUCGGGCACGUUGGCAUUGUGGACUAUGGGGUCCGAAAAAAUCUGAGCGAGACCUGGGAUACCUUCUGCUACCGGAUCAAAGAGGUGAAGUGUGAGUGCAAAUCAGGCUACAUGGGAGACGGGUUCAGUUGUGUGGGAACCCUGCUGCAGGUCCUCAGGGCCACGCCCUCCUUCUCCAACUUCCUCACACAAAUCCUGAGCAACUCUGAAGCAUCUGAGUCUGGCCGGCAGUUUCUGAAGCGGCUCAGUGACACGUCACUGCUCGCCACGCUCUUCGUACCUGACAAUGACGCCCUUCCAGGCAACCAAACUCUGUCCCAGCGAGACAUCGAGAUCCACCUGUCCUUGGGUCAAGCUCUUCCUGUCGACCAACUGAAGAAUGGCAGCCGAAUUCGAACGGCCGUAGGCAGUCUGACUGUCCUCGGAGUUGCCAACCUGCUUGACCCAUCCGCUCUGUCAUCCUAUUACAUCAACAACCGCUUCGUCACUCAGUCCGACGUUCCCGCCUCAAACGGGAUUAUCCACGUCCUCCAGAGACCGCUGGAAGCCUCUCCCCCUCACCAGCAAAUGCUGGCGGCGCCUCGGGCUGGGAUGGGGGUGGGCGUGGUGCUGCUGGUGGUUCUGGUGGUGGCGGUGGUCUUUGUUGGGUACCACUUCCACCAACACAACACCAAGGCCUUCCAUUUCCACUACUUCAAGGAGGACGACGCUGAGGACGAAGCUGCAGCAAACUACAGCCACAGCAUCUGUAACCCGGUUUACGAAGCCAGUCCAGAACUGACUGAGUCUGACAAACCUGCCGUCACUGUGGAGGAUAAACAUGAGGUGGUGGACGGAGGUUCAUAUGGCCUGCUGCAGGACAGCUGAGACUGUCCGACCAGACUGGACCCAGCCAGAACUCCAUCCGUGUUUCUCGUCAUCGCCAGAGGAGAUUCACAACAACCAAAUAAGUGGUGUGUUUAGAGCUGCCGUAAAAACAAGUUUCCACCUGAACUGAUAGAAAAUCAUUUGUAAGCAGGAAGAUUUAAUGAGCUGCUUUCUGUGUUUGUGCCAUUAAAAGCAAAUAAAAGGCAGAAAAAUUGGACAAAUCUUUCCUUUUUUUUUUUUUUACUUUAGUCCUGAUAAAAAAACUUUCAGUCUGAUCUGACUCAGAGAUAGUCGGCUUUCUUUCCUGCUGAAGGUGAUGAUGGUUUACUGGUUUCCAACUAGUAGAGACAGAAAAAGGUCCGAAUCCUUCCUGACAGACUUUUUCCAGCCAACACCGUGAAUCGGAUCUUCGUUUUUUCGGACACUUGGUUCAGCUGGAAAUGGGCGGAGUGGAUCCAAAUCACUGGAAAAUGUCUCGUUCAUAGGAUGUCUCCAAAGACCAUUAAAAUCAGGAGUCAAAAGAAUUAAAUAAAAACCUGAAACCAGGUAUAUUAAAUUAUUUGAUUCUGUAUAUUCAGAAACCUGUCUUUAUCAUUCAUAAAACCUAGAACAUAUGAAUUGAUCACAUGCAUCAGUUCACAUGUCUCGCCCAAAAUGAAAAGAGAAAAGCUUAGAACAUGGAUGGGUACAAAGGGUCAUCGGUGGUCCUGUGGGGCUGGUGGAAAACUAGAAGUCACCAGCAGUGCAGUGGCAAGUUCAGUUCCCCACAGUCACAUUUUAUGUUGUAUCUGGAAAUUGGAGGGAUUGGUCCUUGGUCUUCUCUCCAUCCUAAACCGAGGUGUUAUAUAGCAAAUGUCUAACAAUGUUUACCAUGUUUAAUGAUACGGUCCUGGAUCCAUCCUUUAAUCACAGACUACACAUGACACAUCUAUAGUGGGUAGGAAUCUACCUAUCAACCUAUCCUAUCUAGUCCUCCAUAAUGAGGGGGAGCUCAAACUUCGUCCUAGCAUCCUGGCUCCCUCUUACUGCAGCAUUACCUAUGUGUUGGUGUGGGGAUGGGAGGUCCUGUGCCAGAGUUGAACUCCUGCAUCCUGUGUGCAACAGAUGACCACCUAGCUGCGCCAUCUAGCCCCAGUUGUUGUUCUGAGACACCACGUCAGUUUAGGAUGGAGAGAAGACAGAGGACUGAUCCUUCCGAUAUCCAGAUGCAACAUAAAAUGUGACUGUCUCUGAUCUG
Molecule: messenger RNA, 8872 nt
Organism: Melanotaenia boesemani (Boeseman's rainbowfish)
Lineage: Eukaryota; Metazoa; Chordata; Actinopteri; Atheriniformes; Melanotaeniidae
Gene: stab2
Product: stabilin 2
Exons: 70
Coding region: 34-7635 (2533 amino acids)
Biological process (GO): cell adhesion
Molecular function (GO): calcium ion binding; hyaluronic acid binding
Source: RefSeq, a predicted model, not a curated record